AUGGCGUUUGACCUUGAGAGCCUAGAGCCAGUGGACAGCCAAGAUCCGGUUGGCAGCCAAGAGAACUAUGAUGAGGAUUCAGAAGCAUCUGUCCAAUCCCUCCCUGCAAGCAACAUCCCUGGAGUUUGUACUAAAGGUCAAGAUCGGUUGGACAAUGACAGCGUCAAUUACGGUCAAUCUGGUUCGCCUCGAUCUGCGAGUGAUUUUGAAAUGAGUGAUGAUGAACAGGAAAAGCAAGCGACAACCACUCGUGCCAAAACUCAUGGCUCAGGCAGCAAAACUUCUAGCCGCAGUGCAAACAACGGAGGAACUUCGAAGCAGCAACAAAAAGCCCCCGCUGAAAAAAAACGAGUUCAUGUCUCCAUCAAUUCCCCAACCAAAUCCCAAUCUCCUGCCAAGAAACGUUCCAAGGAAACUCCUGCCAUGAAAUGUACAACAAGAACCAAGGAAACUCCUGCCAAGAACGAAACUCCUGUCAAGAAAGCUCUUGCCGAACACGCCGCCAUACAAAACGAUUUGGAAGAAGCAAUUUCCUCCGUCUUUGAAAGUAACAGAAAGCUCUAUGAAGAAAAGGGCAAGCUACAGAAAAAGGUGAAAACGCUAAAGUCCAAGAUCAACGAACAAGCCUCCAAGAUCGACGAACAAGCCUCCGAGAUUGCGAAACUGCAAGAAGAGAGCAGUCAGCUCCAGGAAGAGAUAUCCAGAAGCAAAGAUGGAGGAAAACCAAAAACAGCAUAA
Messenger RNA from Seminavis robusta, 738 nucleotides. The record is from the annotation of a GenBank genome assembly. Lineage: Eukaryota; Bacillariophyta; Bacillariophyceae; Naviculales; Naviculaceae.